This is a messenger RNA of Macrosteles quadrilineatus (aster leafhopper), 1509 nucleotides long. RefSeq names its product NADH dehydrogenase [ubiquinone] 1 alpha subcomplex subunit 10, mitochondrial (gene ND-42). The record is from RefSeq and is a predicted model, not a curated record. Gene Ontology annotation, biological process: mitochondrial electron transport, NADH to ubiquinone. The transcript is spliced from 6 exons. Gene Ontology annotation, cellular component: cytoplasm. Bases 183 to 1403 code for a protein of 406 amino acids. Lineage: Eukaryota; Metazoa; Arthropoda; Insecta; Hemiptera; Cicadellidae.
GUGUUCUAGCUUUUCUUUCUGCUUUCUGCUAAUGGAUGUUGGGGUCGGGGAAUGUCUUUUACUUCAAGUAGUCUAGAUUUAUAAUUUGUGACUGUGGAUAUCUGUCAGUGUUAAGUUCGUUUGAAGACCUAAAUAAUAAGACUCUUUUGGUGUUGAAGUUAAUUAAUUAAUAGAUCAUAAUCAUGGCCACCGUUAUAUUGGGUUUAAAUCUUCCUAAAGCUGUAGCCCAUUUAGCCCCUGUUAGUCGUAAGAUUUUGACCUCUCAAGGAAAUUCGAAUGUAGGUUUACUUUUUAUGAGAUCAAUAGUUGGAAAGAGCAAUCGUGACCCAGACUAUCAGAGAAUCCCUCCUUUUCCUUACAAGACCAAGAAAUACACCAUGCUACGAAGUUGGUUUGACCGCACCACUUACAGGUUUGAUGAGAAUUCCAAGAUAAUUGUUGUUGAUGGUGCUGUUGCUGCAGGAAAAACUGCUUUUGCCAAACAACUCGCUGAGGAAUUAGAUAUGCUGUACAUGCCUGAGGGAAAUAUGGAUAUGUGGUACAUAAACAAUUACGGGUAUGAUAUGAGGCAGUUGGAUCCAAAAUUGCCUAAAUCGUGCAGAUCCUAUGAUACCAAAAACUUUUGCGAAGAUCCCCACCAUUUUAAUGCUGCCACUAUGCAAUUGAUACUGUUUGAGCUAAAAUACUCUCAGUACAUUGAUGCUUUAGCCCAUGUCAUGAACACAGGUCAGGGAGUGGUCAUGGACAAAUCUUGCUACAGCGAUUAUGUAUACGCUGAAGCAAUGGAGAAAGAAGGUUUCAUUAGUAAAACUGCCAAGAGCAUCUACUAUGAUCUUAAGAGACACUCAAUGUUCGAGUUAAUGAGGCCUCACCUAGCAAUCUACCUGGAUGUUCCCGUGCCCAAGAUCCUAGAGAAGGUGAAGCAAAGGGGUCGGCCGCACGAGCAGAACUCCAAAGCUCUCUCCCCAUCCUUUCUAAAUGCACUAGAGGAAAACUACAAGCGGGCAUACCUCAAGGAAAUCAGUAAUCACGCAGAGUUGCUGGUUUACGACUGGUCCGAUGGCGGAGACGUGGAGGUUGUGGUGGAGGAUAUCGAGCGGAUCGACUUUGACAAAUACACCAAGUACGACAAGAAACUCGAGGAUUGGCGGUUGUGGAACGAACAGGAGUGGUCAGAUAAGCGGAUGAUAUACACAGACGAAAAAUUUGAAUUGAUGAACAAUUUCAAUGUGCCGAGAUUUGAUUGUCCAGAGCUUGUCAUGGACGGAGAUGAUUACAAGAAGUGGCUGGAGGUUUGGUUUUCUGCCCCUGGAAUGAAAUAUGAGAAAGGCUACAACCCAGUGAAAGGAGAUUCGAAUAUUCUUUUUAAGAUCAGGGACCAAGCAAAAUUCUCUUUCCACUAAAGAGAAACUCCCCUGUGUCAUCAAUACAAGAAAUAAAAUGUUAGAUUUGUUGGAGUUUAUACACUGUAUCUAAAAUGUAAAAUAGAAUAAAACACUGUAAAAUUAA